UCACGCCCGCCUGUUUAUGUGAGAGCUAGUUGAUGAUCUGUUGCUAAUUUUCGUUAUAUAUAUCAUCUCUGUUAAGUUUUUAAAAGUUAAAACAGAUUCAUGCCAAGAGAAAGACAGCAGUCUGCCAAAAACGACCAGUUGACAAAUGGGGACAAUGGUCGAUUGCCAUCGAACGGUCCUGGAUCUGUGCCACCUAGAAGUGCUUCAACUGGUCAACCAAAUUUUCCACCAAAUUCACAAUCACAACAGAAUGAAGCUGACCUCGUGGAGUUGUUCAGUCCAGUUAGUGAACCUCCUAACAUUCCUCCAAACAUGUUUGAUGAUCAACAGCAACACAUGCAAAAUCGAAUGAUAAAUCCACAGCAUCCUCCAAAUGACAUGCCAAUGUCUCCUUUUCCUCCUGGUCACCCUGGGGCCAUGAUGGCAGGACCUAGACCUCAAAUACCACCCCAACAAAUGCCACCAAAUAUGUUUCCUGGUGGAAAUAUGCCUAGACCAAUGGGCGGAAUGAUGCCAGGAUCUAACAUGGCUGGUAUGCCACCAAACAUGGGUCCACAUCCCCCUAACAUGAUGCAUCACAUGAUUCCUAUGGGAGGCCCACCAGGCAGAAUUUACCCACCUAAUCAGGUGAUGGUUUUCAACUCGGCAAACCCAAAUGCUCCUCCUAUAUACCCCUGUGGUAAUUGUCAUAAAGAAAUUCAUGACAACGACCAGGCUAUUUUUUGUGAGAGUGGCUGUAACUUUUGGUACCACAGAACCUGUGCUGGUCUCACUGAAAUGGCCUACACUCACCUUACAAAGGAGGUUUUUGCCGAGUGGGUGUGUGACAAAUGUCUCGCAACGCGAUCCAUACCAUUAGUCAAGUUGAAAUCAUAAUGAUUUCUGGCAUGCUGGUCUUUUCUUCAACAGAUCUUUUUAUCAUAAUUUAUAUAUAUAUCAGUAUAUUUGUUGUUGUGAUGGUCUUUUAAUGGAAUUUUAUUUCACGAUGUGAAAUUUAAUCAUGUUUUCAUUACGUAAAAUUUUAUUGUUAUAUGUAAAAACUUAUUUGGUACUUUUGCUUUCACUUAAAAACUGAUUGUUACAGUCUAUUAAUGCAGGACAGACGUUAAUGAUGUAGCAAUCUGAUUUCAUUGAAGAUUAGGCUGCUGCUGUUUCCUGAUGCUAACAGUUUUGUGUUUCAUAAACGAGUUGAAUUGUUUCACGCUAUUACGAAUGGACAGCAGUUUUCAAAAUAUAAAAAGUAAUUGAAGUGAUGGUGCAUGAUGUUGGUCAUUUUUGUUAUUCUUUUAAGAUGUUCUCUUUUAAAACGUUCUCUAUUUUUGUAAUUUACGAUAUAUUAUAUUUGUAGGUAUCGUUAUUGCUAUUUGAAACUUAUUAACAAUUUUAACGCGUAAUCCCGCUUUUUGAGUAAUUUAUUUUUCCUUGAUAGGUUAUUAAUGACAGUUUCAAACAGUUGCUUUUGUUUUACCUUCACUGAAGGUACCACUUGUCUCAUUAUGGAUUUUUAUUUAUUAUAUCAUCAGUUUUAUUUUUUAAAAUAUCGCAAAAUACAAACAUGUUCUUGAAAAAGAAA
Helobdella robusta is the source of this 1573-nucleotide messenger RNA. RefSeq lists its product as hypothetical. NCBI's taxonomy places the organism in Eukaryota, Metazoa, Annelida, Clitellata, Rhynchobdellida, Glossiphoniidae. Bases 100 to 876 code for a protein of 258 amino acids. The record is from RefSeq and is a predicted model, not a curated record. The transcript is spliced from 3 exons.